Messenger RNA from Colias croceus (clouded yellow), 2053 nucleotides. It is a transcript of the gene Hlc, whose product is annotated as probable ATP-dependent RNA helicase DDX56. Gene Ontology annotation, cellular component: nucleolus. Gene Ontology annotation, molecular function: RNA helicase activity; nucleic acid binding; ATP binding. The record is from RefSeq and is a predicted model, not a curated record. The transcript has 12 exons. Lineage: Eukaryota; Metazoa; Arthropoda; Insecta; Lepidoptera; Pieridae. The coding region runs from base 201 to 1886 and encodes 561 amino acids.
UGUUUGAAAUUUGAAAUAAACAUGGUCGAUGAGACUUGAGCUGAGGACUUGAGAGUAUUAAGUGCACUAUCCGUAUUAUUUUGUUUAAAUUGCAUUGAUUAUAAGUUGCAUUUAUAUGAAUGAUUUAUAAAUAACCGUCGUGUAAAGAGAAAUUUAUAAUUUAUUUGUUUUAAAGUGUUUAUGUAGACUGUAGACUUACUAUGGCUGAAGAAAACAAGGUUAUGUUCCAUGAGAUGGAGAUAGAUGAUCGUAUAUUAAAGGCAAUUUCACAACUUGGUUGGUCAAACCCAACACUGAUCCAAGAGACAGCAAUACCACUUCUUCUGGAAGGCAAAGAUGUCCUCAUGCGGGCUAGAACCGGUUCAGGCAAAACUGCGGCAUUCACAAUACCUGUGCUACAAAAGAUUUUAAAUUUAAAAAACACAAGCACACACCAGUGUAUCAGAGCAUUAAUUUUAUCACCAAGCAAAGAGUUAUGUGGUCAGAUCACAUCAGUAGUUUCAGAUCUCACACUAAAAUGUUCAAGAGAAGUGCGAUGUAUAGACAUAUCCUCAAAUGCCAACACACAAGUCCAGAAGUCCCUUCUAGCAGACAAACCAGAUAUAGUUGUAGCGACACCUGCGAGGGCGCUGGCACAUUUGAAAGCAAAUAAUAUGAAAUUAAAGGAUGACCUGGCUAUGUUGGUGGUGGACGAAGCUGACCUGGUGUUCUCUUUUGGCUAUGAAGAUGAGGUGAAAGAGCUUUUGGGACAUUUACCAAAAAUCUAUCAAGCAGUGUUAGCCUCUGCCACAUUAUCAGAGGAUGUGUUAAAUCUAAAAAAGAUAGUUCUCAGAAACCCUGUGACACUCAAACUAGAAGAGCCAGACCUUGCACCAUCCACACAGUUACAGCAUUACCACUUAUUUGCUGAAGAAGACGACAAAGCAGCAAUAUUGUAUGCGCUGCUUAAACUUAACUUGAUCAGAGGCAAGAGUAUAAUCUUUGUGAGGACUGUAGAUAGAUGCUAUAAAUUAAAAUUAUAUUUAGAACAGUUCAAAAUAGGGUCAUGUGUACUAAAUUCUGAGCUACCUGCGGCAAUCCGAUGUCUGUCUGUGGACCAGUUCAACCGAGGCCGCUAUCAGAUCAUUGUGGCAUCUGAUGAGAAGGCGCUGGAGCAACCUGAUGGUGGUCUACUCGCUGGAGAGGAGAUUGGCAAGAAGAAACGACAAAAAUCAAAACGCAAGAAAGACAAAGAAUCCGGUGUGUCGCGCGGCAUCGACUUCCAGCACGUGUCCAAUGUGAUCAACUUUGACUUCCCACUUGACGUCAACUCUUAUGUGCACAGAGCGGGGAGGACGGCCAGGGGGAAUAAUCAGGGAUCUGUAUUGUCGUUUGUAUCAAUCAGAGAGAAACCAUUGUUAGAGGAAGUUGAAGCACAUUUAUCAAAAGGUUUCAAUGGACAAAAAGUAUUGCAAAAGUACUCGUUCGCUCUGGAGGAGGUGGAGGGGUUCCGGUACCGGUCGCGCGACGCGUGGCGCGCCGUGACGCGCAUCGCCGUGCGCGAGGCGCGCCUGCACGAGAUCAAGCGGGAGCUGCUCAACUGCUCCAAGCUGCAGGGUUUCUUCGAAGACAACCCACUGGAGCUGCAAGCAAUCAAGCGAGAUAAAGCACUACACACAGUGCGAGUUCAAGAACAACUAGCUCAUGUUCCGGAGUACUUACUACCGGCUGCUUUACGGGAAACUGAGUUAGAGCCGAGUGCGGAUGCGCCUGCGCCCGCGCAAGUUACGAGGAAGAGGAAGCAGGGGAACUUUGGCAGUGCGAAGAGACAUAAGUAUCAGGCGCGGCAAAGCAACCCGCUGCAAAGUUUCGAACUGAAGAACUUAAAACCUGCUGCCGACUCGUAGUUGUACAGAGCGGCGCGUCGCUUCUCGGUUAGUAGCAGUAGGAAAGGGACAUGUAAAAGCUGCUCAAGGAUUGGUAUCGUGGUUGUCUGCGCCGGAGUGGUCGUGUGCGAGCGGCGCGGUGUUGCUGCAUGGACAACGAGUUUUCUGUAAUAUAUUGUAUAACUGUA